GGUGGCGCAAGCCGAUAAGUCCCUCCAUUUACUGGAGUUGUGCAUUACACAUCGUACACACAAGACGAAUUUCAGCCACUGCAGUGACCAAAAGUGUGAAUAGUUUCUGUAGGCGGUUUAUCCCAACCUUAAUUCCAGCGAACACGCCCGUUAAAGGUUGCAGUUAAAGAGGUUGCGACGUCCCCACUGUAAUCUUAAAUCGCGGAGGGUAGCACGGGGUUGGAUUUAAAAUUCAUUUCAGACGUCAGACGUGGACUGAGCUGCAACGUUUGAGGAAAUGGCGAAAUUCCUGCGGAUUUUAAGUACAUUGCCGCUGUUGGCACUGCUCUUUCAGAUUUCAGAGUCAACGUGUCCAGUGCCCAGUUCUAAGACUCAGCGCCUUGUCCAGGUAGAGGGGUCCAGUCCAGCGGACGCCUAUGAAAAUGGGGUGACCCUGACCGUCAGCUGCCCUGAGGGACAUCGCCUGAACGGCACAGACGGCACCGUCACAUGCACCGCCAACAACCAGUGGAGGCCAUACUGGCCGAAGUGUGUGUUGGUGAAGUGUCCACUCCUGGUCGUCCCGAAUGGAGAACUGUCCAGCCGCCACCAGAGGGCCGGGUCAAACAUCACUGUGACCUGCAGAGAAGGAUUCAUCCUCAGCGGACCCGGCACACUCACCUGCCAGAACAACGGCUCCUGGACCCAAACCACACCCAGCUGUGAUCCUGGCUGCUCUCCCCCCCAGAGAAGAGAGGGGCUGCAGCUCCGUGAGAGGUAUCUGGAGCAGAAGACGUUCUUGCUUGGGGCCUCUGUGUCGUACCGCUGCAGCCCGGGGUACGUGCACUCAGCAGGCUCCCCCGUCUCACACUGCACACAGACAGGAUGGAGAACCCCCACACUCCGGUGUGAACGGAGGUCGUGUGGUUCAGCUGGAGAGAUUCCCAACGGACGAUACAUCUACGCUGAGGGGGUGCAGUUUGGGGACCACAUCUCUGCCAUCUGCAACGAGGGCUAUUACAUUAUUGGAGAGGACACCCGAGCCUGUACCAGCAGUGGAUGGGAUGGCCAAGAUCCAGUGUGUGAGAGUGUCCAGUGUCCCCCUCCACCGCAGGUUCGCGGUGCUGAGAUAUCAGGUUCCAUUGAUGAGCCCCACCGGUACGGCCACUCUCUCCGUUACCACUGUCUCCACGGCUACCUGGUGGGGGAGAGGGAGAUCCACUGCACCAAGAGCGGGACUUGGAGUGCCCCCCCUCCACGAUGCACAGACGUGACCUGUCAGCAGCCUGCGCUGCGUUUCGGCUCCCGGACGUGGAACUACAAGCUCAACUACAGCCCAGACGAACGGGUGAGCUUGGCCUGUGACCGAGGCUACAGGAUGGUGGGAGCCUCAACACUCACCUGUGGAAUCGAUGGACAGUGGAAUCCACCUGUGCCCAGAUGUUAUCGGUCAUCCAAAUGAAAGGAGUAAGGCUGCAGGAGACAGAGGUCAGAGGUGAGAGGUGAGAGGGCCCAUUGCUCGCCUGUCUAGACGUCAGCUGCCUCCGGCUCUCAUCCGGGCCAGAUGUGGUUCACAUGCGGCCAUCUCCUGCCAUCUCAGAGAGCCCCUGUGCCAUCUCCUGCCAUCUCAGAGUGCCCCUCUGCCAUGACUUGCACUGUCCCAUGUAUUCACUUACUAUGAUGCAUUGAUGAGAUAUAAAUUAAUAUUUCAAAUGUAUAUUUUAGUAUGGAAUAUUAAACAUUAUGUAUUUGAUGUAUGUUGAUAUACUGUACAUAAUAAUAAGGACUGCAGAACAGAAUCUAAACUUCUUAAAAUAUUUCAUUCGUUGCAUUUUAGCUAGCAUUAAAUUGAGUUUAACAUGAGAAUAUAAAAGUAUAUUUGUAUUAUAAUAGGCAGAGGCUAUAUGAAUAUUAUAAUAUACACAUUAAAUUAAUAAUUUGCAUCUUUUUGAUCACAGUGCAUGAAAAGUAAAGCUCACUACCUGACCAGCUGUACAAUAAUCAAACUUUGGUCAUUGAUUGACAAAAAAAAUUGUAAUAUGGUGGUUUAAAAAUAACAGAUGAUAUGCUUUGUGUUUUUUUUAAUAUAUGACUUUCACAAUUAUAUAUAAAGUUAAUAGUUUUGUUUAGAAUUGUGUGAUUGCAUUAAUUCGGGUAAUACGAAAACGCAUCCUAAAGCAAAUAUAGGUCAUGUCAUAGUUUAUUACACUAUAUUCACAUACUUACAUAUCUUGAUGGAUUUCUAGAAAUAAAAUGGUGACUGUUCAGAGUUAAAGGACCAAUAUUCAAUAAAUGUACUGUACUAAAUCAUAAAAUAAUGUCAUCAGAGAUUAAAGAAACAUGCUAAACUGAAA
Molecule: messenger RNA, 2333 nt
Organism: Clupea harengus (Atlantic herring)
Lineage: Eukaryota; Metazoa; Chordata; Actinopteri; Clupeiformes; Clupeidae
Product: complement receptor type 2-like
Exons: 10
Coding region: 278-1441 (387 amino acids)
Source: RefSeq, a predicted model, not a curated record